AUGCAGGCCCAACAAUCUGACACUCUGGUUCGCUGGAAUAAUAAUGAUUGUAAUUCUAUUAUCCUGAAUGUGGAUGGCAGCUGCUUAGGCGAAACUGUUCGAGCCGGAUAUGGAGGUCUAAUCCGCAAUUCUGCAGGCCUCUACCUCUCGGGUUUCUCAGGUUUCAUGGCUUCAACAACGGACAUUCUUCUAGCCGAACUCACUGCUAUUUAUCGAGGUCUUCUUCUGGCUGUACAAUUGGGCAUCACAGAUAUGGUUUGCUAUUCUGACUCCUUGCACUCUGUUAAACUUCUCACUGAACAUGCUUCAAGUUUCCACGUCUAUGCUGUGUUAAUUCAAGACAUCAAAGACAUUUUGUCCACUACAAAUUUCUCCAUUCAUCAUUGUUUAAGGGAAGGGAACCAAUGUGCGGACUUCAUGGCUAAGCUGGGCGCUACCUCAAACACUGAAUACCAUCAUCAUGCCACUCCUCCACAUGCCUUACUUCCUUUGAUUAGGACCGACGCAGUGGGAACUUUGUAUCCUAGAGUCUAA
This is a messenger RNA of Medicago truncatula (barrel medic), 534 nucleotides long. RefSeq lists its product as uncharacterized. The transcript has a single exon. NCBI's taxonomy places the organism in Eukaryota, Viridiplantae, Streptophyta, Magnoliopsida, Fabales, Fabaceae. The record is from RefSeq and is a predicted model, not a curated record. The coding region runs from base 1 to 534 and encodes 177 amino acids. Gene Ontology annotation, molecular function: RNA-DNA hybrid ribonuclease activity; nucleic acid binding.